UUGCAAUAUCGAUUUCGGCUUUUAAUCAGUUCAGGCCAAGAUUGACUAUGAAGUUGGGGCGAAUGGGCAGGAAGAUGCAGGGAAGGUCCGAAAUGACACAGGGAAAGAAAGCGGGCAGGAGUUCCCAAAUCGUUGGCAUUUGCCGCUCUCUUUCCUAUUCGUCGUGUCAGGAUGACAUUCAGCCUUUUGCAGCAAAUAAUGAUCAUGAGGAGGAUUCGUACGACGACGAUUCCGACCAUCUAAUUGAUGAGCAGGAGCCACCACCAGCAGCCAGGCAGGUCCAGAUCAGAAUGAUGACAAAGGAGCUGUGUACUUUUACUCCCCGGGAUCGAAAAAUGGAGUCCGUGUCCGUUGAUCGCUGCAAAUCGUUGUGCCUGCUGAGGAAUCAUCAUGUUCCCGGAAAUGGCGGAAAGAGUAACGAGGCGGAGAAAGGUGCAGAGGCGGUGUUUUCGAAAGAGUUCCGCACAGUAAUGAUGUCGCAGGUCGACCCACUUUCGCACAUUGGAAAGUUGAGUAGCUUCUGGAAUCCCUCUGGCUCUGCCCUACCGGUAGUCUGCCAAGACAGGGAGCCUUCGGAGUGGAAAGCUUCUGACAGGCCGUGGCCUGGUAGUGGCAGACGCGGGCGGAGCGUGAGGGAGAACCACUCGGAGAACUACUCGGAGAAGCAUUCGGAGAACUACUCGGAGGAGGAGUGUAGGUUGGCAAAUGUAUUCCCAGGCAUCGGAGAGGAGACGUCUUCGCUUGGUCGAGGAUCGUGUGCAGUUGUUCGAGAUGGAAGGACAGGCUCCUCCUCCUCCAGCAAGGGCCGUCUCUUGUGUGCGGCUAGAGCGCAGGCAAAUGUGAAUGUCUCAGGAUCGGCAAAGCGCAAAGCAGCAGCUCGGAAGUCUUCAACGAUGAGGAUGGCGGGACCACAGGCAGUGGAUCGGGACAAAGUCAGUUGUCGCAGCAAUUUCUCGGCGAAACGCGUCGCUGCAUCGAAUGGUGAUGAACGGCGGAAGCAAGCGGUGCAUUGGAAGGACAACAGAGUGAAUUACGACAGCAGAGAGGAAGGUGCGCAAGCAGAGGGAGAGGAGGAGGAAGAGUGGCUGCUGAGUUUCCCUUCCAAUCCUGAGGAGGAGGAGGAGGAGGAGGAAGUGGGUGCAAAUGCUGUCCACUGCCAGCGGCAGAUGCCGUGUUAUCAAGGGCACAAUUUGUUAGAACAAAGAAGAAGAUGUGCAGUCAAACAACAGACUACGAUGCGCAACCAGCAAGCGAAAGAACGAAGGCCGUGGAAUGGUGAUGCAACCGAGAGCCCUCUUUCCUGCCAGAAGACAGAAUCCAGAUCUGAUGCUGCUGAUGUACAUUUCAGUGAUGAUGACGUUCGAGCCCGUGACACUAAUCAAGCAGCAGAUGGUUCCAUUGAUUGGUUGAGGUCUGUUCCUGAUCAGAACAGAAGCUUCGCAAGCACAAGAGGAGUGCGGAAGGGUGGUGGUGGUGGCGAGCAUGAUGGCGUGAGACAUGCGAAGACAACAUUGAAGGUAGGCUAUGGCACAUCCUUUGUUGGGAAAAAACAUAUGGUGAGGAGCCCUGUUUCAGCGGAUGGCAUCAUCAAUAAGCGGAACAUGAGUGGGUUGGACGGAGGAGGCGAAUCGGAGUCUGGGCUGAUACAUGAUGCUGAGCACUGGAUUGGUGAUCAAUGGACAGCGUCGGAGAGCAGUGAUGAGGAAUUGAGGGAAAUAGGAGGGCGACGGACAAACCAGCAACGCCCUUCACCACUGAGCGCCCACAGGCCUGGGCGUUGUAAAGAUGGGAGGAAGCACGCACCACCAUUGACGCCCCCAAGGAAACACGAAUACGUGCAUGGAGGUGUUUCCAAUGGAGGAGCCAGGCAAUCUUCCGAUCAUGCAGAUUCGCAUUCUCACUCGGGAUUUCAUUCCAAUCCCGCUCGUCGUUUUGACGGGUCUGCUAAUCCUAGGCAUCAGUACCAUGGGAAAGGGAACCAGAUGCGAUCAUUGGAAUCAUCAGACAUGAGGAGGAGGGAAGUGGCAGUGGCCCAUAGUGGUUGUGUAGAGUCGGGCGAGAACGACGAAGCGGGACAGAUGAGCUGGGAGCGUAACAGGCGAGAGACUGAGGGCAUUGAUGGGAAGAAUCAUGGCGGUAGCGUCAAGGACCAGCAUACCCCAGCUUAUCUUUGCAAAACUGGAGUCCCAAAUAACCUGGGACAAGACGGACUGGAACCUGAGGAGGAUGUUGCCGAGGAUGACACAUUCCAUGACGGACGGGGUGGUGGAGAGUGGCGAGGCAGAGGGCCAGACAGAGUCUCUGCUUCCGUCAGCUCCCUUGGGGACCGCAUCGGGACAAGGGACAGUUCAGCGUCGAUCCCAACGAAGCGUGCUGGUAAACAACAGUGUAUUGGGCAGAAGAUCUUCCAAGUGCAGGGCCGCUCCCGUGGGCGCGGGAGCCAGAGGCAUGUGGAAAAAGGCAUGUUGGUCAGAGAGGAGAUUGUGAGUAGAAGCAAUGGACUACGCCAGACCUCUUCGACGGGGAAGCGUCAGACGCCACAGCAACCAGGCGGAAGACCCAGAAAGGGUGUCCCGUCAUUGGGAUUGGGGUUAGAGGGGUCAGGAUUGAAAUCCAGUCCUCCUGAUGGAUUCAUUUCAGAGCCGGGCUUUGAACCUUUUGGUGCUGUGUUGCCAACCCGGGAGAAUGUGCGGCGAAGAUCUUCUGCCGUUGUGAAAGGGGAUGAGGGAAGUUGGGUCUGGAACUAUUCGCAGAGGUCCCACGAAGAUCUGAGAUGUGGCCUUUCCGGGCCUGCUUACAGCGAUGAGGAAACCGAAGUUUUCGCCUCCGACAAGGACUCGGCGGGCGGCGAUGUGACACCGAAACUGUCGGCAGAGCAGAUAUGGUCGCGGCAGCAGAUUGGCAAUCAGGAUCAGAGGGCGAAAAUGGGUAGGGAGUCCCGCAUGGGAGCAAAGUCAAAGGGAGGAGGAGGCUCAACCAGACGGAAACCUGCCUUUGGACAGUAUGACAAGGAAUAUAACAGUGGAACGACGAGACACGCAGAUAUGACGAGGCAGCCGCUGAACUGUCACCGACCAGGCUUUGAGAACAGCGAAUGUGAUGCGUCAGAAGGGUCGGCAGGGAUAUGGGAGGAUGAUGAAGAGUAUGACCUUCAAACUGUAAGUGCCGAAACUGGUAGUAGGUUCAGGCAUCAAACCCUGCCGUCCUACGAAGUGUGUGGUGCACACGACAUGGCCUUGCACAAGCAGAAGAGGCGCAAAGUGUCGAAAAGCUCACAGCAGACGGGAAAGUUACCAGGAAGGCGGCAAACAGACAGCAUGACCAAAGGGUUUUCAUCAGCCCAAGGUGAGUCCAGUGAAGAUAUGGAUGAGCUUCAGAGCAAUGGGAGUGAUGGACCAGGUGGUGGUGCUGCUGUGAAGGGCCUAUACCGAGGCAGGUUGUCGCAGAAGGGUCAGCAGAGAAAGUCGUUGAGCAAGCAGACAAAAGGCUGUGCAGACAUGGAGCGUGAGGCAAGGCAGGUGGAAGACAACGCCGGUGGAGACGUGAGCAGUGGCGGACGGUGCACAGGACACAUUCCUAGGAUGAAGAUGGAGGGAUCGGCUCAGAAGCGGAAGCCCUUAGGAGAUGGCGGAUGGGAGAGACAAUGUGGAGAUGAGACAAAGGACGACAGUGAGGGGUAUGAUGAAGAGAUGCAAGCUAUGACAGCAGAAGAGGGUGACGUGACCAGCAACGAGCAAGUCCAGCCUAGUGAUAGAGACAGGGAAUCGAACAGAUGGGAGGCCACCCGUGGAUUGUGUAGAUCUCAGAGAAGGACAUUGUUGGACACGUCAGAAGCCGGCUGUGGGAGCGGAGAGUGUGGGGGCGGCCAGCUUGAAUAUGGUAAUGAAGCCAAUGAGGAGAUUGAGAAUGAUUGUGCCACAGACUGGGACAGAUUGUCAAGUGAAUGGGGGCAAUGCAGGUCGCCACAUACCCGCUUAAAGACCAACUUCCAGCGUGGCCAUGAGAUCCAGGGAGAAAAACUUGAAAAAGGUUCGAUCAAUCAGAAAUCGAUGUACGUGAAGUCUGCAGCAGGACAGAGCGAACACAGCGAUGAAGCUGACGAGGAUAGUGAAAACGCUUGUGUAACAGGUUGUAACAGAUCAUCGAAUCGAUGGAGGCGACGCAGAUCCCUGAAGAGUAAGUCUUGGGGUGGGCAUGAGAUCCAGGAAGGAAAACCUUUGGGCAGUAGGAACCCGAUCGGUCUGGUGGAGUCUGCAGAUGACUGCAUGAAGGGUAGAGGCAGGGGCAGGACCAAUGAUGAAGCUGAUGGAGCUCAAGCAAGCGGGGGAGAUCGUCGCAGACAUACGCAAAGAGGAGAAGCACCCUCCUCACUCGUGAGGGUGAGAUAUCCCUUAGGUGGCUGCGGCAAUGAGAUCGAGGAGGUGAAGCCGUUGGGUAAUCAAGAAGUGAUUGCUGUGGAAUCUGUGGAUGAGCAUCUGAUGGGCAGUGACAAGGCUCGUGACAAAGCCGCUGAUGAUUUAGCGAAUGGUAGAGGUUGCGGCAGACAAAAGACCUCCUCCUUGUCGUCACACGAAGUUCGGGAGAAGUCUGUGUGCGACAGCGUUCGUCAGCAGAGAGCAGGAUACUUGGUGAGUCAGCAACCUGUCUGUGCAGACUCUGCGAUGGAGCGUACGGGAGACAGGGGUGAGGCUGAUGAGGAGGCUGAGCAUGCUGUAGCAAAUGGAAGAGGUUGCCAUGUAUAUCUGCACAACGAAAAGGGCCCCUCCUCAUCGUGUGACCUUCGGGAAAAGACCUCUAAGGGCAGCUGUAGCCCUGGAAGUCCCAAGGUGAAGCUGGAAGACAACAGCGUUUUUGAGACUCGGAGAGGAGAAUCCUCUGGCAGUCAGAAACUCGUGUGCCGGGACACUGUGACAGAGCGCACGGCAGACAGGGAAGCGGCUGAGGACGAGGCUGACGAUGCCGUGGCGCAUGGAAGAGGCUUCCGCAGCACAUAUCUGCACAAAGAAACGACCCCCUCAUCGUCGUGUGACGCUUUGGAGAAGGCACCCUUGGCGGCCAGCUGUAGCCCAGAAAAUCACAUGGUGAAGCCGGUGGGCGACAGUGUUUUUGAGAAUUGCAGAGAAGAAUGUUUGGGCGGUCAGAAACGAAUCUGUGCGGGUUCCCUAAUGGAGCCUACCGAAGAGAAGAGCGAGGCGGAUGAUAAAGCUGAUGAUGCUGUAGGAGAUGGAAGGAGUUGUCAUGGGUAUCUACAACACAAACAAAAGAGCCUGUCCUCAUCGUGCGAGGUUUGGGAGGAGAUGCGCCAGCGCAGCGGCAACCGUGAGAGUUCCAAGGCUAAGUCAGGAGGCAGCUCGCAGCCAAUUUGUGUGGACUCGGAGAAAGAGAGUACACGAUGUAGGGAUUCUGAAAAAGAGAGCACAGUAGACAAGUGCCAAGCUGAUGAUGAACCUGUUGAUGCCGUCGAAGACGGAAGGCGUUUCCAUUUUCGAAAUCUGCGCAAACAAAAGACCCCCUUGCCACCAUGGCAGGCUUGGGAGCAGACAUCCCGGGCCAGCUGUAGCCAUGAAAGCGAAAGUGCCAAGGCAAAGCCUGGAAGCAAUCAGCAACCAAUUUGUGUGGACUUGGAGAAAGAGAGUACAAGAUGCAGGGACUCUGAAAGAGAGAGCACAGUAGACAAGUGCCAAGCUGAUGAUGAACCUGUUGAUGCUGUCGAAGAUGGAAGACGUUCCCAUUUUAGCAAUCUGCACACACAAAAGAGCCCUUCCCCACCACCACCAUGCCAGGUUUCGGAGAAGACAUCCCGGGCCAGCUGUAGCCGGGAAAGCGAAAGUCCCAUGGCAAAGCCUGGAAGCAAUCAGCACCCAAUUUGUGUGGAGUCGGAGAGAGAGAGUGCGAGAGGCAGAGAUUCGGAAAAAGAGGAGAGCGCGAAGGGCAGAACCCAGACUGAUGGCGAAGACGAUGCCGCUGUUGUAGAACUGAGAAGUGGCCACAAGCUCAAGAAGCGCAAGCAACUAUCUAGAUCGACUGCAGUAGAUGCAAAUGAUUGCGGUGUCGACAGCGGGUCUCAACCUCGACACCAAACUGGGUCUGUGCAGUUGGGCAAAAGCAGUAAGAAAUCGCGGAAAAACAUGGUCUCUCUCAAACAUGGCUUGUCUCAUUACCAACUUACGACAGGAGCAGGACAAGCAACCAACAAGAGGACUAAGGAAGUCUGGCUUUCUCUUCAUUCAGCAGUCGACAACGCCCUUCCGGGAGAUGUUAUUCUACUGCGUGGGAGAUUUGAAAUCACAAGACCUUUGAUCAUCAACAAGUCUGUAGAGUUUUCCAUCUGCUAUGUGUGAGUGAUAGUCUGCUUUGAUUUUCGUCGCAGGUACCUUGAGGGCAGUGCUUGGUGCCCACCUCAAGGUAUUGGUUGUUGGGCAGUCGUUAAUGUGUAACCACAACCAGGGUUAAGGUGGAUGAUUACUUAUAGUGUAAUCAGUUAGGGGAAUCUGGAGACUGUUGAGGGUUCAGCCUCCGAAUGAGUCAGUGAAUCUCCGAAGAAACAGUCUGUUACGGCCCCUCGUUUGUUGUCCCUAUAUACAGAGCUGCCCAGUAAACUGUAGGCACAGAG
Chara braunii is the source of this 6613-nucleotide messenger RNA. The record is from the annotation of a GenBank genome assembly. Lineage: Eukaryota; Viridiplantae; Streptophyta; Charophyceae; Charales; Characeae.